This is a messenger RNA of Haliotis rubra (blacklip abalone), 2237 nucleotides long. RefSeq lists its product as uncharacterized. The coding region runs from base 465 to 2228 and encodes 587 amino acids. The transcript is spliced from 10 exons. NCBI's taxonomy places the organism in Eukaryota, Metazoa, Mollusca, Gastropoda, Lepetellida, Haliotidae. The record is from RefSeq and is a predicted model, not a curated record.
UCGCUGGGUACAACGUCAAGCGGCUCGGCAUAAUAUGUACCUAGACAGACACGGCUGGUGAUUCUCGAACAAUAAGAAUGUGCCCCACCCGAGAAACCUGAGCAUUGUCACGAAUAUCCAUUCAGGGAAGGGUUUUUAGGGCAUGACUUCAUUCGCACCGGCAACAGUCGGGUAGCCGGACGAUCCGUAAUUGCGGGAACAGUUUCGACGCCAGAAACAAGACAACUGGAAGAAAGUCGACCUCAUACGAAGCCCUUAUUCGGAAGGGUAUUACAUUUACCCUCUAUACGAGAGUAAACGAUCGAGCAAGAGAUCCCAACGGCGACGACGGGAGAGUUCCGGUCGCGGAGCCAGGAUGUCCGGGAAAAGGUACUACACCAGCGAGGACGACGAGUUCCACACUCCAACCAGGGUGCAGCUUGAUCGAUACGGACGCCACAUGUACGACAACCCGAAUUUCGUUUAUGAUGGCAGCCAGAAGCAUCGACCAUAUUAUAAGGCUUCCAGUUCAGACUCCAGUGAAAGAACCAGCAGAUUAUCCCGAAGCCAAAAAAAGCCACUACUUCCUUGCUGGAGUCAUCUUAUUUGUUGUUUUAUUGGUUGUGGCUGCCAUUGGAGUGGGAGUAUAUUUUUCGAUGAACCAAUCUUCACAAGGCAAACUCAAUACAAAUCCAUCGAGACUGGAAACACAUUCAGGCAAUCAACCACCGGAUGCAAAGUUGACUGUUCGAGCUGGAAAUUAUAACUGGGACAAUCAACUGGCAGACAACCAAAGCAUCCGGUUUAUGGAGGUGGCCAAGGAGUUUGAGAAAGAGCUGGAUUCUGUCUUCCUUGCCAGUCCUGCGAAAAAUGCCUAUAACUACAGCAUGGUGACAGGUCUCAAACCUGGGAGUGUGAUAGCUCUGGUCCAAGUGUUCUUCAUGCUAGAGACUGCGGAGACAAGUCCUGCGCUGAAACAGCUGGUAGCCAGCUAUAAGUCCAACCCACAGACGUUCCAGACAAUGGUGGUUGAAGCCUUUGUAGAGAGGGCCAAAGAAAGAGCAAGAAACAACAUCAACACUGGUCCAACUUUUGACAGCUCAAAUAUAGAAACAGUUGUUGUCACUACAACUACAACCACUACAACCACUACAACAACAACCACUACAACCACAACCACACCAACUACAACAUCAACUACAACCACACCAACUACAACAACCACACAAGCAGCAGCAACAACGCAAGCCGCAGCAUCAACGACACAAGCCGCAGCAACCACCACACAAGCAGCAGCAACCACCACACAAGCCGCAGCAACAACCACCACACAAGCCCAGCAGCAACCACCACACAAGCAGCAGCAACAACCACACAAGCCGCAGCAGCAACAACACAAGCCGCAGCAACCACCACACAAGCCGCAGCAACCACCACACAAGCCGCAGCAACCACCACACAAGCAGCAGCAACCACCACACAAGCAGCAGCAACCACCACACACACAGCCGCAGCAACAACACAAGCCGCAGCAACCACCACACAAGCAGCAGCAACAACAACACAAGCAGCAGCAACCACCACACAAGCAGCAGCAACAACCACACAAGCCGCAGCAACCACCACACAGCAGCAGCAACAACCACACAAGCAGCAGCAACAACAACACAAGCGGCAGCAACCACCACACAAGCAGCAGCAACCACCACACAAGCAGCAGCAACCACCACACAAGCAAGCAGCAGCAACCACACAAGCCGCGCAGCAACCACCACACAAGCAGCAGCAACCACAACACAAGCAGCAGUGGCAACCACACACACAAGCAGCAGCAAACAACUACCACACAAGGAGCAGCGGCAACAACACAAGCUGCAGCAACAACAACACAAGCAGCUGCGGCAACAACAACACAAGCAGCAACAGCAACGACCACCCAAGCAGCAACAACAACACAAGCAGCUGCGGCAACAUCACAAGCAGCAGCAACAACAACUACAACAGCAGCUCCAACCACAACUACAACAGCAGCUCCAACUACAACCCCACCUCCUGAGCAGGAAGUCAUACCUGAUUACAAUGCGUCACUGACAGUGGCCAACCAGGUGUGGAACAACGCACUGAGCGACAACACCAGUGAGGAAUACCAGAACAUGUCGGCUAAAGUUGUCGCCCAGGUUGAUCAAGUCAUGAAAAGCAGUAACAUGAGCGAAUAUUACAACCGGACUGAAGUUUCAUCUAUGAGGUAAGAUGACUUU